Molecule: messenger RNA, 1222 nt
Organism: Zychaea mexicana
Lineage: Eukaryota; Fungi; Mucoromycota; Mucoromycetes; Mucorales; Lichtheimiaceae
Exons: 1
Coding region: 76-1068 (330 amino acids)
Source: RefSeq, a predicted model, not a curated record
CUUUCUUUCCCUUUCUACUACUGGUUUGUAUAUACUCUGGGACAACCACUCUUGUAUGACCAGUUGCUCGCAACAAUGUCACCAACACAAGCGCCGUCGACGACGCCGACGCCGGACACAUCUUUCACAAUUACUGUUGCUGGUACUGAUGCUGUCGCUGCUUCUCCGUUAGCGCAGUCGGAUGUCUAUCUCAGCUACUUGCCUGUCAUUGUUAUUUGUGUAGCCUCGCUCUACAUUUCAGUGUACAUACUGCGAUGUAUUUACUGGCAUUAUCGACGUCGAAGAAAGCGUCAAUUAUGGUUAGAGCGUGGCCGCUUACGCUUAUUAUGGAUGGAAGCAACCGCCCGACAUGAGGAAAAACAGCAGCAAUCGGAAAAGACAACAUAUCAAGAUCUACCAGCUAACAGCAUGUCACCUCAACCUCCUCCGCCAGCCUCAACAGUAAUGUCAUCAAAGGUACUACCAAGACCAGCAUCAUACCCAAGCCAUAGUAACCCAUCAAGUCUCACCACAAUCCCCUUCUCCAACAUAACGUCUGGCUCUUCCACUUCCUCGUCUUACUCUUAUAUCCUGACGACGCCAGGCUCCACAGUAUCAAAAUCCCAUGCAUCCCCAGUAAUCGGCAGCACCUCAACAGCGGCAAGAGGGGGUCCACGUCCACAUUCUGUCAUGGGGACAACCUCUGCACGAUCAACAUGUUUUAAUUCGGCUACUACCCUGGCUGCGUCAUCAACAUCAUCACAAACUCCUGCUUCCUUGUCACAACAGUGCCACAGCGUCCUGUCUAAAACCAACAUAUCUAAUACUAUCGCUACAGCAUCAAAAUCCACGGCAGCAAUGAAGAAAUGGCGAUAUCGGACACAGAACAAAAAAAGGCGACGGUGGCUGAUAUGGCAAUGGAGUGUAGCAAUGGGCUAUUGUCGUUACAGUCAUGCAAGUCGGUUAGAGCAUGUUGUACAGCAGCUUCAACAAGCGCGAGAACAACAGCACCAAGACGGAACAAAAGAAAAAGACGAGAGGGCAUCACCCUCAACCUCAACCUCAUCACCAGCAUCUAUCAUAACUUAAUACUGUAAUAUUUUCUCUUUGUAACUUUCUUUUUGAUUUUGUGUUUAUCAUUUUCUCCUUUCCACUGUGUUGCUUCUGCGGGUAUCUACAGUAGCACGUUACCGACAGACCGCUGUUAGGUUUAGUAAUUAUAAAUAAAUCAUGCAAAUUUGAC